Molecule: messenger RNA, 1106 nt
Organism: Homalodisca vitripennis (glassy-winged sharpshooter)
Lineage: Eukaryota; Metazoa; Arthropoda; Insecta; Hemiptera; Cicadellidae
Exons: 2
Coding region: 307-999 (230 amino acids)
Source: RefSeq, a predicted model, not a curated record
UCCACUUACAGUUCUAACUGCAGUCCUGGACUGAGACAGUCCGGGACUGCAGUUAGAACUGUAAGUGGAUGGGGAAUCCGGCAGGCGAAUCGUUGGACUGUCAACUGUCGCACGGUGCGACAGUUCAACGAUCGGACUGCAGGCGGAACUGCUAGUUAGUGGAGGCUCCCGUGACAGGCCACAGUCGACAGUCCAAGCUGCGAGAUAUGCGCAUGCGCUAGCUCAGCUGCUCCGUGUCGGCCUCAUGCGUCAUUGAGUGGUGAGCGUUUGGUGGUUGCGCAUUGUUUUGUUUGUGACGCGGCAAUCAUGGCCAGUUGGUCGAAGGAUAAUCUUUUACAGUUUAUAGAGGAGUUUAGGAAACAUGAAUGUGUAUGGAAGGUUAAGUCAAAAGACUAUCACAAUAGGGAAAAGAAGGAAGCAGCCCACCGUAGUUUACUAUUAGUAGUGAAAGGGUUUGACAGUACUGCAACAAAAAGCGAUGUGUUGAAGAAGAUAAACAAUAUCAGAAGUGCAUUUCGUAAGGAACAAAGAAAGGUAACAGCCUCUCAACGUUCUGGCAGUGGUACAGACGAUAUAUAUGUACCAAAGCUGUGGUACUACAGAGAACUUUUGUUUCUUAUUGACCAGGAAGAAUGUCUAGGAGGGACUUCCAACUUAGGAGAAGGAAGAUCUUGGUUAAUAUUGGACAACGACUGGCAACAACAAAAGAAGAAGAUCACUACGGACGCCUUUGGGAAGAACGUUGCUCAAAAGCUGAGAUUGCUGAACAAUGAGCAAAGGAUUUAUGCGCAGAAAAUCAUUAAUGAUGCCCUGUUUGAAGCAGAACUAGGUGGACUAACACGAUUUGCUACAGUUAACCCAGGUAUUCUUUACUCAAGUUCCACAACACCAUCGGCAGCUAGUGUUACCCCAAGUUCAGGAGGUAGAUCAACCUAUGAACCAAUGUAUGAUGAUACAGCAAUGUCUGGCUUCAGUGUCAACUAUACAAAUCUAAAUUAAGUGUUCUAUUAUUAACAAGUAGGCUUAAACCUGUAAACUUUUCACAACCCAAGCUGUGCGGUUUUUUAGUAGGCCUACUCCAGUAGUUGAGUACAUUGAGAGUUAUA